GACUACCAUUACCAGAUAAUGUAAAUUGUAAUAGAGCCGAGGUCACUUGAGAAACUUGAUAGUUUCACAUUCAAUAUUACUACACCACUAUCAAAGAGAUGGGAGGCAAGGCAAGCAAGCAGGACUUCAGAGCAGCUGUUUUAGACCUGGUCACCAGCAAACAAUCUGUGACGGCACUAGACAACUCGUUCUGGGAUCGGUUCUGGUCUGACCCCACCCUCACCCCUCAAGACUACUUCACUCUUAUCACGUUCCAGGACAUACGGGACCUCCGGGACAAGGCCUCAGGCAACCUGACUGCCCUCUGCUUCAAGGUGGUUGAGAAGAUCAGUGCAUGUGCAGCUACAGCCUGCACUGGAGACAAGGAGCAGGUGAUCGUGUUGAACUGUGUCCAGCUGCUCACUAGACUCCUCCCCUUCCUGUUUGAGGCCCCUGACUGGAGACUGCUCUUCUGGUCCCCAGCCAGCUUCCUAGAGACUCAAGAUGGUGAGCAGCCUCAGGCACUGGCACAGGUGCUCCUCAACUCACUCACUGACCUCCUGUUUUGCCCGGACUUCACUGUGGUGCCAAAGUCCAAGCUUGGCCCUGAGAAUCCCGAUGACCUGGCAUCACUGGACAGCUGCGAGUAUAUAUGGGAGGCUGGUAUCGGGUGCACACACUCUCCAGGGUCCACUAAACUCAUUGACAACCACAGGACGGCUAUUCUCAAACUGCUCAUCACUUGCUUCUCUGAGGCCCUUUACCUCACCCCCGGAGAGGUGAGUGGUGCUAAUCGAUGGUUGUCCCACUUCACGUCCCCCGAGAAUCGUCACGUUCUCCCACUCCUCACCUCUCUCAUCAACGUGGUCUGCUCCUACGAUCCCGUCGGAUACGGGGUCCCCUACUACUAUGCGAUGGUGGCUGACCCGAGGGGAGAGCUGGUAGAGACAUCCACACAGCUGUUGGCCAUUCUCCUAGACUACACCUCACCCUCUGACCUUGUCAGGCAACAGCAAACAGGAGGAAGUGCUCCGAGUGUGGGGGCAGGGCAGGUAGGCGGGGCUGGAAUGGGAAACCUCUUCUGCAGCUUCAUAUCCAGGCUCCAUCAGACGGAGGAUUUAGAGCUGAUAACGAAAGGACUGACCAACCUUCUAAUGAACCCUCUCCGCUAUACCUACCUUCCUCAUUCCAUCAAGAAGAUCUACUUCACUCAGGAGAUCUACAUCAUCUUCUGGAAACUGUUUGAGCUCAACCAGAAGUUCCUCAUGCACAUGCUGUGUAGCCCCACCCUCUUUGAUAUGCUCGUACCACUCCUGCAACAGCUGCUCGAGACGAGGACCAACCCAGCGCUGGUGGGGAUGCUCCACGUGGGGGUGUUCAUUCUACUAGUGCUGAGUGGAGAGAGGAACUUUGGAGUGAGGAUCAACAAGCCAUUCCUGCACAAGAUCUACAUGCCCGACAUCCCCAAGUGCACUGGAGCCAGCCAUGCUGACCUCAUGUUCCUGGUGUUCCACAAGAUAAUCACGAGUGGUCUCCCUCGACUACAGCCCCUCUAUGACUGUCUCCUCACUGUCAUGGUCAAUGUGUCACCCUACCUGAAGACCCUCUCCAUGGUAACGUGCUCUCGUCUGAUGCACCUCAUGGAGUCAUUCUCCACUCCGUGGUUCCUGUUUGCCAAACCCACCAACCAUUACCUCGUGUUCUAUAUGCUCGAGAUCUUCAACAACAUCAUUCAGUACCAGUUUGACGGCAAUAUCAACCUGGUGUACUCGCUUGUCCGCUCUAAGGCCAUGUUCUACCAGCUGGCUAACUUGCCCGAGGACUCAUACCAAGUCACACGCCCACAGAGGAAGGUGGGGGACAAUGAGUCGACACUGCCACAGGUGCCACUCGAGGGGGAGGAGCAAGCAACCGAGGCCCCGCCCCCUCAAUCCCCUGAGAGUGGGGAGGGUCAUGUUGCGGACAUAGCACCUCCUGCACUCAUCCAGACAGUGCAAGUAGAGGUGGAGCCUCAGUCAGACACAGAGGAGAUUGAGAAGAUUGAUCGUGAGCCAGCUGAACCACCCCUCUCACAACCUCCACCACCCUCACACAUAUCUCCCGCCACCCCAUCACAAGCCUCACCCCUCACACAAGCCCCACCCCCUAUCGUACCAACCCACCAAGAACCGGAGAAAAGCAAACCAGGAAAGAAGAAAACUGGUAAGGGGAAACCGGCUACUGCCAAAGACCUCUUGCCACUCCACAAAGAAGUGGCCCGUAACAACCAGCAGCUGAUCGAACCCACCACCCCUGACUUCAAGCCAACUACAGAAUGGGUGCGUGGCUGGAAGCAGAAGCUCCCUCUCAACACUGUCCUCAGAGUGCUGCAGAUAUUGGUGCCUCAAGUGGAGAAGCUGUGCACUGAAAAUGAUGUCAAGUCAGAGCGUGAGGUGUUGGAGUACCUGAAGAAUGGCACGCUGGUGGGACUCCUCCCAGUGCCACACCCCAUUCUCAUCAGGAAGUAUCAGACCAGUGAUAGCACAGAGCUAUGGUUCCACACUUAUAUAUGGGGUGUGGUCUAUGUGAGGAACUUUGACCCCCCCAUCUGGUAUGACACCACCAUCCAGCUGUUCCAAGUCCACAAGACAGACAUCACUCAGGCAACUAACUGAUCGAAUAAUAAUUACAUUAAAUUUAUCAAAACUAUAUUAUUAUACGGUGUCGUUAUACUCCCUGUAAUCGCUAUGGUUACCAUGCAUGUAUGUGUGAAAAUGUGUACGUGAUGUAUAAAUAAUUAAUUGUCAUUAGCAAUUGUUUUAUAAUGAUAUUCAUUGAGUACAUGUCCCA
Molecule: messenger RNA, 2808 nt
Organism: Halichondria panicea
Lineage: Eukaryota; Metazoa; Porifera; Demospongiae; Suberitida; Halichondriidae
Product: protein HID1-like
Exons: 21
Coding region: 99-2633 (844 amino acids)
Cellular component (GO): Golgi trans cisterna; membrane; Golgi medial cisterna
Source: RefSeq, a predicted model, not a curated record